This is a messenger RNA of Neogale vison (American mink), 1686 nucleotides long. Its product is annotated as SLAM family member 8-like. Bases 1 to 1248 code for a protein of 415 amino acids. The transcript is spliced from 6 exons. NCBI's taxonomy places the organism in Eukaryota, Metazoa, Chordata, Mammalia, Carnivora, Mustelidae. The record is from RefSeq and is a predicted model, not a curated record.
AUGCGCACCUGCUCAGAAGACCGUCACCUGUGCGGGGCCUCCUGGCUCCUGCGAUUCACCAGCCUCCUCCUCAGUGUCUGCAGCGCAGUGACCCAGAGUCCUGGAGCCCGUGGGUCUGCCGUGCACCAUUCUGAAGUCCCUCUUACUCUGAAGGGGACUCAAGGAACUCCUGUGUUGUUUCAAGUGAUCAGAAAUCCAGAAUUACCUCCAGAAUUUGAGUUGGAGAAGAUGUCUUGGGGCGUCGUAUCCAGAUCAAAUUACAUAGUCAUGCUAUAUGUGUUUCCUGGGAGAGAUGUUCCAGAAUGGGUCAACUUCCAGGAGAAGUUCGAGAAGAGAGUCUAUGUGCUUAACAUAAUGACCCUAAGGAUUGUCAACCUGACCCUUGAGGACAGUGGGCUGUACCGGGCUCGAGAGUCCUAUACAAGAGGAAGACAGUAUGACCAGGAUUUCUACCUGACGGUCUACGAGCCUGUGCCCCUUCCCCAGAUUUGGACCAUGGAUCUGGCCCUCACACGAGGCUGGUGCAACGUCACUGUGGAGUGUAACACCACAGGAACCAGGGAGGGCCUGACCGUGUCCUGGGAGAGCGAGGGUCUCCCCAGGGAGCUGGAGCAGAGACCGGCCCCAGGAUCAGCCCCCAACCCCUGGACACUGGCUGUGAACCUGCCCCUGAGCCGGCCCAGCCCCAGCCUCACCUGUGUGGUCAGCAACCAGGCGGACCAGAGAACUGCCACCCUGGACCUUGGGGACGUCUGUGGCCACAAAACAGACCCACAAGGACAGACCAGUGCUGCCCACUUGCCCGGUAUCCUGGUGUCUGCUGUGGUCCCGCUGCUGAUCCUCGGAGCUGGACUCUACCUUUGGAAGACAUGUGUGAAAAAGAACUUGGAGCCUGGGAGAGGCAGGGACAGGAUUGCAGGAAGAACAUGGGAACAUGAUCGUUGCAUCCACUCUGCAGAGCUGAGCCAGCAGGAGUCUGGAGACCACAGGGACAAGGGUAUGUCUGCAUUCCACAUCUGGAAGAGGAGAAUCUCGCUACUGUCUACAAUGAGGUCCACAGGCCAGGCCAGGACAAGACGUGACUUAACUAGAAGAAGCAGGAGAAUCCCGCCCUGGCGACACCUGUCUCGUGAGCAUGACGCCCGCAGCUCUGGUCCUGCCUUUUCCACCUCUGAUGGCUCUGAGCAGGGACUGGAUGGGUCCAGCACUUAUUUCUGUGUUAAAUCUUUGUGCACAAGCUCCCCAUGAGACACACACAGUGGUAGAUCAGGGAAGCUGAGUAAUAAAUUGGUCCAAACCUGUUUAGGACCACUCAGCCUCUGCUACAUGCAACCCUAGACAGCCCCCCUGUCCCCCUCAUCGGUACGACAUCAAACUGCCUUGCAGACCCUCAGCCUCUGGGGCAAGCAAGCCAUGGUGAAUUCACAGCAUCUGUCCUGGGGCCCAUCUUGAGCAUCCCUAGCUAUCAGCUCUGUGCUGAGACCUAUUUAUAGACAAUGAGAAUUUGUAAUUGACCUUGAUGCUGAGGGAUGGCUCUGUGACACGUGCAUGUUUUGUUUGUGGGGAACUGGGAAUAGUUCACCUGAGCCCUAGAAAAAUACUGUCCCUUACUCUUGGUAUGGGACACACUUUCUCUCCUUCCAUGCUCUACCAUCAUUCCCCCAGGUGACAAAGAAACCUGCUGUU